Molecule: messenger RNA, 8370 nt
Organism: Brienomyrus brachyistius
Lineage: Eukaryota; Metazoa; Chordata; Actinopteri; Osteoglossiformes; Mormyridae
Product: IQ motif and SEC7 domain-containing protein 3-like
Exons: 14
Coding region: 448-4032 (1194 amino acids)
Biological process (GO): actin cytoskeleton organization; regulation of ARF protein signal transduction
Molecular function (GO): protein binding; guanyl-nucleotide exchange factor activity
Source: RefSeq, a predicted model, not a curated record
ACGUUUUCCGCGACUCGCUGCUAAAGGACACCGCAGAUGGUACACUACUAAUAGCAUCUCACUAAAUAAUGUGCAGUUGUAGAAGUGGUAUCAUAUUAUGGUGCAGCAGACUAGAAGGAGUUAAUAUUUGAUAUUGUCGACACGCUUAGCUGAUGUGCGCGUUGACAUCAUCCUUGUACUCCGGCUUCUCUUCCAAUCCCCGCUUUGUGGAUCACUUCAGCUUCAGGACCAUUUCUUACAUCCCCACAACGUAAGCAGUAGAAGAGGGACAGUGUACCCGACCGCAUCAUCACAGAUAAACACCAGACAGGAGAGGACAAGAAAUCCACCCGACACAUAGGCGAUCGUGCAGACGGCAGGCAUUUAUAUAUAUAUAUAUAUAUAUAUAUAUAUACAUCUAAAAAAAAAAAAACAACAACGUAGCGAAAGGAGUGUUUGUUGACAGGUAUGGAGAGCCUGUUGGAUAAUCCUAUGAAAGCCGUCCUCUAUCUGAAAGAACUAACCACCAUCGUGCAAAACCAACAGAGUUUGAUUCAGACUCAGCGGCAGAGGAUAGACGAGCUUGAGAGGAAGGUAGAAGAGCUGAUCGGUGAGAACCGACAGCUGAAGGACCCGCACCAGCAGCAUCACUACCACCACCACCACCACCAUCACCCUUCCGCGCGCAGUCCCAGCCCGCAACCGCCCGUCCUCGUCCAUCAGCACCCGGUGAAUAAAGCGGCGACCCUUCCGGGGCACGGUCAGCCUGCACAGAAGGUCCAGUCCCUGCCGACACUGCCGCCACCUCCACAUCCGCAUCCCCCGCCGCCUCACCAGCAGCAGCAGCUACAACUUGUGCCUACGUCCCCUCCAUCUCCGCAGCCGGGCCAGCCGAGCCCCGAGUCUGCAGAGGAAGGCAAGAAAAGCCCGUGCUGCAAGUCUCUGGUCCCCCAGACACCCACGACACUUUGCAGGUCGGUGGGAAUCGCAAGGAAAACCGAGAACCAGACAGUCCUCCACCAGUUCUGCUGCCCAGCCCCCGAUGCUCCGGAGGGAGAGGUCUCCAGCGUUCCCACAAGCGACUCCCACCCGCCGAGCUCUGCCCCAGGGGAGGCAGGGCAGCACGAGGGCAAGGGGGAGGCGCAGGAUGGCACUGGUGCCACGCCCGGCGGAGCGGAGGAGGAGGAGGGCACGGGGGCCCGGGGGGGCGCGGGGCAGAAAGCCAGCCUGCACCACACCGCCUCUCCCAUGAGAGUGCAGCGGAGCAAAGGGGCCGGCGCCUGCUCACACUCUUCCGCUUCUGACUACGAGCUCUCGCUCGACCUCAAAAACAAGCAGAUCGAAAUGUUAGAGCACAAAUACGGAGGCCACCUGAUCUCACGCCGGGCCGCCUGCAAAAUCCAGACCGCCUUCCGCCAGUACCAGCUCAGCAAGAACUUCGAGAAGAUCCGCAACUCUUUGCUGGAGAGCCGCCUUCCACGGCGCAUCUCCAUGCACAAGGUACGCGUGCAGAACGCCGAAGGCUUCUCUGCCGAGAAGGCCCUGGUGGAGGGCUACAACUUUGUGGGCAUCCCCCUGGUUCGCUCCCCCUCGCUGCCCACCACCGUCAGUGGCACCCUGACCGACCUGGAGGACUCCUUCACUGAGCAGGUGCAGUCCCUGGCCAAGUCCAUAGAUGAGGCCCUCAGCAACUGGAGCUUGAAGACUAUGUGCUCUCUGCAGGAUGGAGGCACCUAUAAGUUCAAAGAGACCUUCAGUACAGGUGCCCCAGGGGUUGGCAGCGGGGAACUGGGGCUAGGGGCUGAACAUUGUGCCCUGCAGGAAAGCAUUCUAGGGGAGAACCCAGAGAACCUGCCCCGCAGCGCGAGUAAGCUCAUGAUGGCCUUUCGUGAUGUGACAGUGCAGAUCGACAACCAGAACUUCCACAUGUCCUCCUCUGUUAUGGAGUCCACCUCUGUAUCCCUCGCUAACUGUCUCCAGCAGGGAGGCACUGUGCACCCUAAAGAAGCCCUGGAAGGAGAACAGGAGACCCCUGACGAUGGGGGGCUCCCGGGCUCCGACGUGGUUGAUGAUGAGUUCCCUGACCCUCCUCCGAUUGACGAAGAGGUGUGUGAGGAAGAGCAGCUGGAUGUGAAAGAACUCGAAACUGCAAAUGUGGAGGCAGAGGUUGUGGUGGAGGCUGAGGAGGAGGUCACAGAAGAGAUAGAGAGGGAGCCCAGGACGGAGACACUGGAGGCCCAGCGCACGGAGUCUGAGACGGCUGACAACAGCUCCGAGCAGAUGAGCAGCAGCAGCACCUCCACCUCAGCUAAGUCAGCCUCCGAGGUCUCCUCCAAGGAGGCCCUACAGGCCAUGAUCCUCAGCCUUCCCCGUUACCACUGCGAGAACCCGGCCAGUUGCAAGUCCCCCACCCUCUCCACCGAUGUCAUGCGCAAACGCCUCUACAGGAUCGGCCUCAACCUCUUCAACGUGAAUCCCGACAAAGGAAUCCAGUUCCUCAUCUCCAGAGGCUUCAUCCCCGACACACCCAUAGGUGUGGCCCACUUCCUGCUGCAGCGGAAGGGCCUCAGCAGGCAGAUGAUCGGUGAAUUCCUGGGCAACAGCAAGAAACAGUUCAACCGAGACGUCCUGGACUGCGUGGUGGAUGAGAUGGACUUCUCUGGGAUGGAGCUGGAUGAGGCCCUGAGGAAGUUCCAGGCUCACAUCCGGGUGCAAGGGGAAGCGCAGAAAGUGGAGCGACUCAUCGAGGCCUUCAGCCAGCGCUACUGUAUGUGCAACCCAGAUGUGGUGCAACAGUUCCACAACCCGGACACCAUCUUCAUCCUGGCCUUCGCCAUCAUUCUUCUCAACACCGACAUGUACAGCCCCAACAUCAAGCCCGACCGCAAGAUGAUGCUGGAGGACUUCAUCCGCAACCUGAGGGGAGUGGACGACGGUGCGGACAUCCCCCGUGACAUGGUGGUGGGCAUCUAUGAACGCAUUCAGCAGAGGGAGCUGCGUUCCAAUGAGGACCACGUCACCUAUGUCACCAAGGUGGAACAGUCCAUCGUGGGGAUGAAGACCGUGCUCUCUGUCCCCCACAGAAGACUUGUAUGCUGCAGCCGCCUCUUUGAGGUCUCCGACGUGAACAAGGCACAGAAGCAGGCAGCCCACCAAAGGGAGGUCUUCCUAUUCAACGACCUCAUUGUGAUCCUGAAGCUGUGUCCCAAGAAGAAGACGUCUGCGACCUACACCUUCUGCAAAGCCAUGGGGCUUCUGGGAAUGCAGUUCCACCUCUUUGAGAAUGAAUAUUACCCCCAUGGGAUCACCAUCGUGUCACCUUACUCCGGCUCGGAGAAGAAACAAGUGCUGAACUUCUGCGCCCAGAGUGCCGAGGAGCUGCUGAAGUUUGUGGAGGACCUGAAGGAGUCCAUCGCCGAGGUGUCGGAGAUGGAGCAGAUACGCAUAGAGUGGGAGCUGGAGAAGCAGCAAGGGGCCAAGACGCACCCAGUGAAGAGCAACGGCACUCAGCAGGAGAUGGGCGGGAAGCAGGGUUCUCCCACAGACAAACAGGAGCUUGACGCAAAGGCUGGGAACAACACAUCUGAGGUGUCAAUUCACAACAGGCUUCAAACGUACCAGCUCAGUGCGUCCCGGAGCCCAGAGAGUGGAUCCCGCCUGGGCGCCCGUCUUAACCACCAAGGGGAGCUAUGCUACCCGCAGCUCCAGCCGGGUGUGGCGACGUCGGCCCACUGGCCCGCCGUCGCCGACCUGAACCCGGAGACACUCAUCCAGUGCCAGCAGAUCGUCAAGGUGAUCGUCCUGGACAAGGGCGGACGGGGCCACAUGGAGGCCUUCCUCAGCCAGACCCCGACGCACCAGCUUAUCCAGUCUGCCGUCUCCACCCCCGUGAGGUCGCCGGAGGGUGGCAGUCAGGGGACGCCCUCCAAGAACGUCUCCCAGCCUCCCCUGCCACCACCACCGCCACCCUACAACCACCCCCAUCAGUUCUGCCCCCCUGACCUCGUGCUUGGCAGACGGAGGCACUCAAGUGGCACGCGCAGUCUCGUGUAAAUAUGCCUCCAUGAAAUAUACCAUUAUCUUUUAUAGACAAGGCACAUAUAUUAUAUAAAAUAUAUAUGUAAAUAUGCAAAGAAAAAAAAAAACAAUGCUAUAUUUAAGAUAAUUAAAAAUUAGUACAGAAAAUGUGAAAUCACUUUCACUUCUUUUCACUAUAGUUCUCCUUACAUGUACUCAAAAGUGAAGUAGUUUUAAUAAAUUUGUAUUUACAGAUCGCCAAUUUACUCUAUAACUUAGGAUAUUUUGCUUCCCCACUACUCUGUCUUUCCCAAAUGGAUUCAAAUACUUCGCCGUUCAGUUGUCCUGAGAAAACAGCUCAUGGAUAUAACAAAGGAGCUGUUCCUUUUGCAGAGUCUUCAGCCAGCUCACUAUCUUGGACAAAGUUCUCUAGACUCUAUACCAGUUUCGUCUACUUCUCCUAAGAUUUUAAUUGUGAUGUGUGUACAUGUGACGGAUGGGAACCGUGUGCCGAAACCAGGCCGACUCUGUUAUGAACUUUGCAGGGCUAGAAACCUAUUUCACUUUCUGUGACGUGAUAAGCUUAUAAAGGUUUCGUCUAAGGUCCCCUACGACUACAAUGAUGAGUAAGAGAAAAAUGCAACCAGCACCUACAUUUUUAAAUGGUCAUUUAAGAAGGACUUGAGGCCAAUGUGUUUGUCCCUAUAAUGUCAUGUGAUGUGGUUUUCGCUGUUUAGUUUUCACACCAUAGACUACAUGUGUCAUUUUUACGUCUUUGCAAAGAUGACGAAAUGUUAGCAGUAAAUGAAAACUCACAGCCAAAUUAAAGCCUGUCAAUACAAAGAAGCACUAUUAAAAAUGUCCAUCGCUCUAUAGCUCAGGAAUUAUACUGUAGGUGUACUUGAUACAGGGGAGGAUUUCCUCGCCAUGUUAUAAGUGUCUGGACGCAUUUGUGGGCUCAUGCUCCUCUUACAGACACUAACCUUAUAGGUGAUUAAAGCCCUAUAGAGUUAUUUAUUUAUUUACAUUUGUUCCAUUCUGCAUUUCAGUCACUAAAUGUUCCCAAUCAUGGUGUGUCCUGUUACUCCUGUUACGUAACUGGUAGAAAAACUAAUUUUUUUUGUCACCAAAUUUUUUUUUGAUGAAUAAUUCAGAAAAGCUGAUAGUUGGAGAAAGCACCAAACUAAAAAUCUACUGUCUCUUUGGGUUUGGCUGGUAUUCAGUGGUUUAAAGCGUUUUAAAUGUGUAGAUCUCUUUGUAUUUGUGUUACAGUUUUAAUUUGUAUUUCUGGCUGUGUUUUUCUGUGUAAAGAGGAUAUUUAAAGCUGUGUUGUGUGUGUUACAUGUUAAUGAUUAUUAUUUUUGUGGGAAAGAGAAGGACAGUUCAAGGGGUGAUGUUGCUAAAAGAUGUUUAGUUCAUCUUGAUGUAGGAUAAAGCCCACAGUGUUUGUGUGUGUUUGGUUGCAAAACCUUCUUAUUUGUUUACCCAGUCGCCAUGUCCAAAUGCACCCAGAAGACUCGCAGACGAAAUUUCAAAUCAUUCCCUAAACACACACUGUGUUUGCCCUUCACGUUUUCUUUUAUAACAUACCGUAUUUGAUUUAGGUUUUGACAUAUCCUCAUCAUAAUCAACUGCCAUGAUGCACAGGUUUAAAAAAACGUAUGACGUACAAUAUUGCAGAGGUAUAAUAGGCAUAACAGACAAAUAUCAUCACAUAUCUUUUCUCCAAGGAAUUGUCUUAAUAACGCAGUCGCGAAUCCAUGCCCUUUGAUUAGUGUCAUUACAUCUAUCGAUGCGUCAUUGAUUAAGUCGCACAGCACCACGUUUAUCAAAGAUGUGCCUCAGACGUUUUCUCAGGGGAUUGUAGGACACCAGUCAUUGGUCAUUUUCUCAUGUCAUUGCUGCUGUAUGGAACUUUCCUUCCACAUGGUUCUGCAUCCUUAUCUGCUUAUAUUAGACAUUAUUGUCGUACAUGCAUAAGCAUUAAAACUUUUCUCAGUAUUCAUCUAUACAGUCUUGACCAUUUCCUAAGUCCAUCCAGUAUUGUGGGUUAUGUUAGCCAGUGCAGCGUUGCAGUAGUCUGUUAUGAUAUUAGAUGCUCUCCGAAUUGGCCUAAUUGUGCCUCUAGCUUCACAGCCUUUCCAUUAUUGUAAAUGUGACUCCUCCUUGCGUCCCUUGCAUUUUCCUCGCCAAUUACUCCCUGUUGCGAACCAUAAAACGAUGCCUUGGCUCAGCAGUCCUUCAGCUGCGUCCCUUGUAAUGCAGAAGUACUGAAAUAGUCAGUCCACUUCUUGUUGCAGUUCAUAAUGAUGGCGUGGCAAUACCCCAUCCAUUUUUAAUCACACAGAACAUUUCCAUUUCAUCCCAGAUCAUUAUCAUUGGGUGUCUGGAUCUAUUUGUUGAGCGUAAGUGGAAAAGACCUGUAGGAUUUUCCUUCCUGAAAUUUCUCCCCUGCAUGAGUGAAGACUUCUGUUGUCGUGACACAUUGAGAAGAAGCAUAAUUUUAAUUUUGUGACAUGAAAGGGUAAUAAUGAUAAGAUUACAAUUUUUGUUGAAUUCAUUUUGUUGGAAUAAUUUAUGAGUGCAAAGUGAUGAUAAGGAUGUAAUUAUUCAACCAGCACCACAAUGAGGGGACACUAUUGUCACUAUAAUGGCUUUAAAUGCACAUAAUGUACCGGUACUUGAGUGAAAAGUGAAGUAUGUAUCUAAAACAUUGAAAGUCACAGCAAUAUUCUCCUUAGAAUACCUGAACUGAACUAAAAAGCAGGACUAAUUUAAUCUUUUAUUAUUUAUUUAUUUUAAAUAAAUUAAUUUCUUUUUAAUUUCAUAUGGGGCCUCUGUUAACUUAUGCUAUGUAUGUUAUUUAGUAAUUAAUAUAAUAUUAGUUUCAUAGUCAUUACGUCAUUGUGUUGCUGUCCUUUGAGACUUUUAUGAAGCAAACUGUGAAUGAUGAAUUUCCGUUUCGUUCGGCGAACACGAAUGUGUUUCCCUUUUCUGUGUCCACGUGCACCCAGCCACAGAGUCGACCGCACUCACGCAUUCGGACCGGACUGUUCGUCCGACUGCUGUUUUUCCUGCGUACGGAGCUCAUGUGACUCAAAAGUGCUUACAGCGGGGGCCGCGGUUACAGUAACGAAAAUAUGAGCAAAAACAGCAAAGGUAUAACAAGAGUUUUAAAUGCUACUUAUACAGUAUAUGCCAUACACUGUGAUUAACAAACUUUGUAAUAGAUAUUUUAACGAACAAGUGUACAUAAUAGUAUUGGAAUCAGUACUUCAACGCAUUGCUAAAAGACUUAUAAAACUAUAAACAGUGAAAAUACUAUUUAAAGACUGCUUUUAUGUAUGUUGAUAUUGUAUUGAGAUUUGCAUUAGGUCAGUUGCUUGUCCAUUUCGAAAACAUAAAUUUGCCCUUGCAAUGCAACGCAGUGCUUGAAUGUAAAUUUUAGACUCCCGUGCAUUGAUUUAAUCAUGUUUAGGCAUAUAUUUAAAAAUUAAAAUUAAUAAAAUUGUGCAUUUUCACAGAGCUCGCACAAACCCUUCCUUCGCAUACAUAUGCAGACAACACAUUCUUGGAUGUUUUCAAAAAAAAAGUAAACAGUAAACAUUGAUGGACAAUAUUAGAUUGUCACACGGUCUCUGUUUUUUAUUUAUUUGUUUUUUGUUUAUUGUUAUGCUGCAGUCAGUAUUUUACAGCAUUUGCACUCUGUUCUGAAGGCAAGAGGAGGAUGGACACUAUUGUGAGAGCUUGUUGUGUAGAAUGAACAUUAUGGGGUUUCUGAGCCAUGGGACAGCAGCACCGAAACUCACAAGUCCGCUAAAAACCGCGACGCAUGAAAAUGUCACCACAUACGAGUACCGGCGUCGCUGGAAUCCUGAGAGCGCAGUCAGUUCUGACCUUUGAACCUAGAAAGGUCCCACCCCAUCUGUCGCUGGAUGUUUGCCAUGGCAAUGCUUCUGCUUCUUGCCCUCUCUCUGUAACGGAUCUGUCUUCUCCCCCUCUCCCUCUGGACUUCAGUGUUAUGAACCCCGUCCACACCGCCAUCUAGGACAACGCACGUGUGUGUCUGUGUAUGCGUGCUCACGAGAGUGCGACAGGGGGAACCUGACCGAGGAACGAAAGUUGGAGGAUGAUUGCACGUUGCCGGGUAGGACCACAGCAGCCAGAUGGAAGGGAAACAAUAAGCAAAUCCAUUAUAAUAAACGCAUAUGGCUUGCCGAUUGUUUCUGGGUUCCUUCUUAAUGCACUGCUUCAUUCCGUGCCCGUUUAUGUUCUGCUUUGCUUUGAAACUGUUAGCAAGAAAAGCUUCCUCUAUAUGAAAGGAAAAAAGAAAGAAAAUCGGUGGGGUAUGUCUUAUGAAUAAAAAUAAAAGAG